Chrysochloris asiatica (Cape golden mole) is the source of this 4396-nucleotide messenger RNA. It is a transcript of the gene TRERF1, whose product is annotated as transcriptional regulating factor 1. The transcript is spliced from 18 exons. The coding region runs from base 547 to 4161 and encodes 1204 amino acids. Gene Ontology annotation, molecular function: transcription corepressor activity. The record is from RefSeq and is a predicted model, not a curated record. Gene Ontology annotation, biological process: negative regulation of DNA-templated transcription; regulation of transcription by RNA polymerase II. Lineage: Eukaryota; Metazoa; Chordata; Mammalia; Afrosoricida; Chrysochloridae. Gene Ontology annotation, cellular component: transcription regulator complex; histone deacetylase complex.
AGAUCUGCUCGCCCCCCACCUCACCCCCCCAAGCGGAGACCGGUCUUCUUUUCGGAUUGCCCAUGCACUUGUUGCAGAGACAGCCAAGGUCCUGGCUCAGAAGGAUGCUGAAGGAGGAGGACCCGGAAGCAGGACGACCCUGAAAGACUGAGCCCCUUACCCUGAAACAGAACCAGGUCUCCUCUUCCCACCUGUCCAGCAGCAUGAGAACAGCAUGACUGGCCAGCCGCAGGAGAAGCCCCCAGAGCCAGACCCCCAACUUGGCCAUCUGCUGCGGAGGUCGAGGUGUGAGCAGCAUCCCUUCUCCAAGGUGGUGUUUGGUCCAUCCCUCAGCCUGGGUGAGGAUGUGAAAACCCCCACUCUGCACAUGAGUGGUACAGGCCAGCGGGGACACCUGGCUCCAGCCACCGGCACAGACAAGUCAGCCGUGGAGUAGUGUGAACGCUUCCUCUCAGCUUCUCAGGGUUUUCAAUCCUUUUUGGUUUGUUUCAUUUACUUUUUCUUAUAUGGUUUUCUGGCUGGACAUUCACGACCAAGGCCGGCACCAUGGGGGAUCAGCAACUGUACAAGACCAAUCACGUGGCCCACAGCAAUGAGAACCUCUUCUGCCAACAGCCCCCACUUGGCGUCCAUGGUGGCCUGAACCACAACUAUGGGAAUACAGUCACAGGGGGUGGGAUGGAUGCCCCUCAGGCCUCACCCAUCUCCCCCCACUUCCCUCAAGAUACUCGGGACGGCCUGGGAUUAUCUGUUGGUUCCAAAAACCUUGGCCAAGUAGAUACCUCGAGACAGGGAGGGUGGGGAGGCCAUUCUGGGCCCGGAAACCAUGUCCAGCUACGUGGUAACCUGGCCAACUCCAAUAUGAUGUGGGGGGCACCAGCCCAGGCUGAGCCCACUGAUGGUUACCAGUACACCUACUCUCAGGCCAGUGAGAUCCGGACCCAGAAGCUCACCAGUGGUGUCCUGCACAAACUGGACUCUUUCACCCAGGUGUUUGCCAACCAAAACCUGCGCAUUCAGGUCAACAAUAUGGCCCAGGUGCUGCACGCCCAGUCGGCAGUGAUGGAUGGGACCCCUGACAGUGCCCUCCGCCAACUGCUGUCUCAGAAGCCCAUGGAGCCCACCGCACCAGCUAUUCCUCCCCGCUACCAGCAGGUGCCCCAGCAGCCUCACCCUGGUUUCACUGGCGGACUGUCCAAACCAGCUCUUCAGGUUGGGCAGCACCCUCCCCAAGGGCACCUUUAUUAUGACUACCAGCAGCCACUGGCUCAGAUGCCAGUGCAGGGGGCACAGACGCUGCAGGCCCCUCCGAUGCUGUCACAGCACAUGCAACAGAUGCAGCAACACCAGUAUUACCCACAGCAGCAGCAGCAGCAGCAGCAGCAGCAGCAAGCUGGACAGCAGCACAUCUCCAUGCCAGAAAUGCAGCCGCCGCCGCAGCAACAGAUCCGCCCCUCCCAGCCCCAGCAGCAGCAGCCACAGCAGCUGCAGUUGCAGCAGAGGCAGGGUGCCAUGCAGAUACCUCAGUAUUAUCAGUCCCAACCCAUGAUGCAGCACUUGCAGGAGCAACAGCAACAGCAGAUUCACCUGCAGCCCACUUCUUAUCACAGGGACCCCCACCAGUAUACCCCGGAGCAGGCGCAUGCUGUCCAGCUGAUUCAGCUGGGCUCCGUGCCCCAGUACUACUACCAAGAGCCUCAGCAACCCUACAGUCACCCCCUCUACCAGCAGAGCCAACUGCCUCAGCACCAGCAGCGUGAGGACAGUCAGCCGAAGACUUACCCUAGUGACAGGCAGGCCCAGACCCUGCUGAGCUCCCACGGGGACUUGGGACCUCCAGAUACAGGAAUGGGGGACCCAGCAAGCUCAGACCUGAACCGGGUCAGCAGUGCCCUCCCCCAUCGGCCACUCCUCUCCCCCAGUGGGGUCCACCUCAACAACAUGGGGCCUCAGCACCAGCAGCUGUCCCCCAGUGCCAUGUGGCCCCAGAUGCAUCUACCUGAUGGCCGAGCCCAGCCAGGAUCCCCUGAGUCAAGUGGCCAAGCCAAAGGAGUGUUUGGGGAGCAGUUUGAUGCCAAGAACAAGCUAACAUGCUCCAUCUGCCUGAAGGAGUUCAAGAGCCUGCCUGCCCUGAAUGGCCACAUGCGGUCCCAUGGGGGAAUGAGAGCCUCCCCCAGCCUCAAACAGGAGGAAGGAGAGAAGGCCCCGCCGCCUCAGCCUCCGCCCCAGCCGCCACUGCCGCCUCCGCCUCCACCUCCGCCUCCGCAGCAGCUCCCUCCCGAGGCAGAUAGCCUCACGCCUAUGGUCAUGCCCGUGUCUGUCCCUGUCAAGCUUCUCCCGCCCAAGCCCAGCUCACAGGGGUUCGCCAACAGCGUCGGUGCUGCCCCCUCGGCCAGAGACAAGCCAGCCAGCUCGGUGUCGGACGACGAGAUGCCAGUGCUCGAAAUUCCCAGGAAACAUCAGCCGAGCGUGCCCAAAGCUGAGGAACCCCUCAAGACUGUACAGGAGAAGAAAAAGUUCCGGCACCGUCCAGAACCGCUCUUCAUCCCACCACCGCCCUCCUACGCCUUGAACCCCGCCUCCUCCUACUCCGGUGCCACCCUGUACCAGAGUCAGCUGCGCUCCCCACGAGUACUUGGGGACCACUUGCUCCUGGACCCUACCCACGAGCUACCCCCCUACACGCCCCCGCCCAUGCUUAGCCCGGUCCGCCAGGGCUCAGGGCUCUUCAGCAAUGUUCUCAUCUCUGGCCAUGGCCCUGGUGCCCACCCGCAGCUGCCCCUCACACCCCUGACUCCCACACCGCGAGUGCUGCUCUGCCGCUCCAGUAGCAUCGAUGGCAACAAUGUGACAGUCACCCCAGGCCCUGGGGAGCAGACCGUGGAUGUUGAACCACGCAUCAACAUUGGCUUAAGAUUCCAAGCAGAGAUCCCAGAACUCCAGGACACCUCUGCCCUGGCCCACGACACACACAAAGCCACAUUGGUAUGGAAGCCCUGGCCAGAGCUGGAAAACCACGACCUCCAGCAAAGAGUGGAGAAUCUCUUGAAUUUAUGCUGUUCAAGUGCAUUGCCAGGUGGAGGAACCAAUUCUGAAUUUGCUUUGCACUCUCUCUUCGAGGCCAAAGGUGAUGUGAUGGCUGCUCUGGAAACGCUGCUGCUGCGGAAGCCAGUCAGGUUAAAAUAUCAUCCUUUAGCAAAUUACCACUAUGCCGGUUCGGACAAGUGGACCUCUCUAGAAAGAAAACUGUUUAACAAAGCACUAGCCACUUACAGCAAGGACUUCAUUUUUAUACAGAAGAUGGUGAAGUCUAAGACAGUGGCUCAGUGUGUGGAGUACUACUACACAUGGAAAAAAAUCAUGCGGUUAGGGCGGAAACACCGGACACGCCUUACGGAGAUCAUAGACGACUGCGUGACAAGUGAAGAGGAAGAAGAGGUAGAGGAAGAGGAGGAAGACCUGGAAGAAGAUAGGAAGUCCACAAAAGAAGAGGAGAGUGAAGCCCCGAAGUCUCCAGAGCCGCCUCCACCAGUCCCUGCCUUGGCUCCCUCUGAGGGACCACCCCUGCAGGCCCUGGGCCAGCCCUCAGGCUCCUUCAUCUGUGAAAUGCCCAACUGUGGGGCUGUGUUCAGCUCCCGACAGGCACUGAACGGCCACGCCCGCAUCCACGGUGGCACCAACCAGGUGGCCAAAGCCCGGGCUGCUGUCCCCUCUGGGAAACAGAAGCCUAGCAGUGCCCAGAGCGGGUACUGCUCAGUGAAGAGCUCGCCCUCCCAUAGUACUACCAGCGGCGAGACCGACCCCACCACCAUCUUCCCCUGCAAGGAGUGUGGCAAGGUCUUCUUCAAGAUCAAAAGUCGAAAUGCACACAUGAAAACCCACAGGCAACAGGAGGAACAACAGAGGCAAAAGGCUCAGAAAGCGGCUUUUGCAGCUGAAAUGGCAGCCACCAUUGACAGGACUACAGGGCCGGUGGGGACACCGGGGCUGCUGCCCUUGGACCAGCUGAGCUUGAUCAAGCCCAUCAAGGACGUGGACAUCCUCGAUGACGACGUGGUCCAGCAGUUAGGAGGCGUCAUGGAAGAGGCUGAGGUGGUGGAUACCGACCUCCUCCUGGAUGAUCAAGAUUCAGUUUUGCUUCAGGGGGACACAGAACUAUAAAGCCCCUGCCGCUUAGAGACAGUGGAAUCCAUGGCCUCCGUCUUCAUUAAUCAGGAAAUCUGGGACUGCCUGCUUGUUUUGUAACCAUUUUAAACUACCUGUUUAAAAAGUGGUCAUUUUAUUCAGGUUUGGGGAGGGGGGCGAUUCGUUUGAUUUUCCUUUUAUUUAAAACAACAAAAAAAAAUUUGUUUGGUUGGGAUGGGGGGUGGUUGGGGGGAAUAAAUAAUUGGCACAA